Macroventuria anomochaeta is the source of this 399-nucleotide messenger RNA. RefSeq lists its product as uncharacterized. NCBI's taxonomy places the organism in Eukaryota, Fungi, Ascomycota, Dothideomycetes, Pleosporales, Didymellaceae. The coding region runs from base 1 to 399 and encodes 132 amino acids. The transcript has a single exon. The record is from RefSeq and is a predicted model, not a curated record.
AUGACCCUCGGAAAAUCACACCCCCAAGCUCCACCCCUGCACCUGCACUUCUUGCAACCGGAAACCUUCCUCGUGACCAAAGGCACCUUCAACACCACUAUCGGGUACGACCUGCAGGGCAGAGCGACUCAAGAUAUCUUGUAUGACAAUCUAAAGAAGUUGUCCGCGCACGUGGAGCUAGCGCUUUUACUACUCCAAGCUCUGAAUUUGGGCACACUGUCCGUUCAAGCCGUACCUCAAGACUUGAAGAACGAAGAAGGAAUGCUACACAUAUGGCUUACGUCAGUACUUUCGGCAGUUCCAAUGAUGUCCGGCGCUCUCGAGUCGAACAACGUCUUUGGUCAAUUACGCACUCUGUAUAUCAGCAUGGGUGGCACUUUCAGUGUUGACCUGGCUUAA